Molecule: messenger RNA, 7558 nt
Organism: Nycticebus coucang (slow loris)
Lineage: Eukaryota; Metazoa; Chordata; Mammalia; Primates; Lorisidae
Product: rho GTPase-activating protein 20-like
Exons: 16
Coding region: 1-2826 (941 amino acids)
Biological process (GO): signal transduction
Molecular function (GO): GTPase activator activity
Source: RefSeq, a predicted model, not a curated record
AUGAACAGCAAGAUCCGCAGCCUGGUUCCUAACUUAGGGGGAAGCCAAGGCCGGGGUGGGAGUCCAGAAAGUCCUUCCCUUGUCCAUCCCUGUCCUCAGCCCUCAGUCCCUGUGGGUACCUAUGAGCUACUGCCCCGGGGAGGGGCCAUUUUGGAGAUGCCAAGGCCUGUGAUCUCCGAGGUGUCCCUUGUGCCACGGACCCUGGGUGGGGCUGGCACUGAGAUGCCCCGGGAGGGGGCGAUCCCGGAGGUGACUUGUGUGUCACAGACCCUGAGCGGGGCCUUCACGGAGUUGACCCCAUUGGGGACAAUCCUUGAGGUGACCUGUGAACCACUGCCCCCUGGUGGGGCCACCUUGGAAAUGCCACAGCUGGAGAUCCCAGAGGUGACCUGUGCACAACAGACCCUGGGUGGGGCUGGGAUGGAGAUGACCACAGUGGGGGCCAUCCCUGAGGUGAUCUGUGUGCCACAGACCCUGACUGGGUCUGACACAGAGUUGCCUCUGGUAGAAGCCAUACCUGAGGUGAGUUGUGCACCACUCCCCAGUGGUGUGGCCACCUUGGAGAUGCCACACUUAGAGAUCCCAGAAGUGACCUGUGCACACCAGAUGCUGGGUGGGGCCAGAACAGAGAUGACCACAGUGGGGGCCAUUCUUAAGGUGACUUGCGUGCCGCAGACCCUGAGCAGGACCGACACUGAAUUGCCUCUGGUGGAAGCCAUCCCUGAGGUAACCUGUGCACCACUCCCACCUUUUGGGGCCACCUUGGAGAUGCCACAGCUGGAGGUCCCGGAGGUGAGCUGUGCAGCAGUCCCCCCUGGUGUGGUCACCUUGAAAACGCCUCAGUUGGGGUUCCCAGAGGUAAUCUGUACACAACAGUCCCUGGGUGGGGCCAGUACUGAGUUGACCUCAGUGGGGGCCAUCUCUGAGAUAACCUGUGCACCACUCCCACCUGUUGGGGCCACCUUGGAGAUGCCACAGCAUGAGGUCCUGGAGGUGCGCUGUGCACCACUCCUCCCUAGUGUGGCCACCUUGGAAACACCACAGUUGGGGAUCCCAGAGACCCUGAGCAGGACUGACACAGAUUUGCCUCUGGUGGGGGCCAUUCCUAAGUUGAGGUGUGUACCACUUCCCACUGGUGUGGAUACCUUGGAGAUGCCACAGCUCAAGAUCCCAGCGCUGACCUAUGGACAACUGAACCUGGGCGGGGCCAGGACUGAGAUGCCACAGCCAGAGAAGAACUACAAGGUGACAUGUGGGCAACCACCCCUCAGUGAGGCCAGCUCAGAGAUGUCAAGAGCAGCAGCACAUGCCAUUGGGGAACAGCAAACUUUGAUGAAGAAAACAAACACAUUGCUAGACAGAGUCCUGGAAGAACAGCCUCCUACUGGCAGGACUCUGCUGAUCGACGGCCCAGUUGAACUGAAAAGAGGCCUGAAGAAGCAGAAGCGUCAUAUAUUCUUGUACAAUGAUGUGUUUGUUGUGGCCAAAACCAAGUGCAUCAAGAACUUCAAGACAAAAAGCACAAUUAAAUUAUCAGAUAUGUGGACAACCAGCUGUUUGGCUGAAGAGGGAGAAGGCAACACUGAGGCUGUGAAGUCCUUCAUCUUGGGCUGGCCCACUCAGAACUUUGUGGCCACUUUCAAUUCUUCACAGGAAAAAGACAAAUGGCUUUCUCUUCUUCAGUGGAACAUCGAUCUGGAAAAAGUCAAAGAUGACCCAAAGAACAUUCCCUUAAAAAUCUACACUCAAGAUGUUGCCAAUUGUGUCCAUUAUAAAACCAUAAGAGUAAAGAACUCACACACGGCCAAAGAAGUUGUGAAGAUGGUUUUUUCAAUUCUAAGAGUAACCGGCUCAGACACAGAUUACCAGUUGUGGGUAAAUUCUGGAAAGAAAAAGGAAAGAUAUCCCCUUGUUGGACACGAAUACCCAUACGGAAUACUGAUGAGUCACCUUCGAGACAGUGAAUUCAUGAGGAGAGGACCAAAGUUCACAACCAGCACUUUGACCUUCCAAGAGCUCUCCCUUAUGGAAGAGCUCCCUCCAGAAAUACAGUGCCAUUUCAGCCUCAAGCCAAAAUGUUGGGCUGCAGCCCAGCAACACCGAGAUUUGGAUCACAUGAUAUCUACAAGAACAUGUAUCAUCAACUGGGCCUGCUGCUGUCAUUCUGGCACUAAACUGGAGAACUCACCUGUGUCACCACCAUCUUCUUCUCCUGCCCUAGGGAAGUUCUUCGGAGUUGCCCUGCCGAACAUUUGCGACUAUGGCGAUAUUCCUUUACCUCUCUACGAUGUUCUUUUUUUCCUCAACGCCAAGGGACCCCUGACGGCUGGCAUCUUCUGGGUCCCUGGUGACAGUGACUCCUGCAAAGACAUUAUUGAAAAACUGGAUGCAGGAGUUGAAAUUGAUCUUGGGUGUGAAAAUCCCUAUGUCUUAGCAUGUGUGCUAAAGGAUUUUCUAAAAAACAUUCCGGAAAGCAUUUUUGCCAAAAGGCUCUAUCACGAGUGGCUGUCCGUAAUGGAGAUAAGCAGCGACAGACAGAAAAUUGAAAAAAUUAAAAGGCUAUUAGACCAGCUACCAAGAGCAAACGUUGUGCUCUUACGGUACGUGUUCCUGGUCUUAAGUAAUAUCGCUGAACUCUCCGCGGCAAAUGAAAUGGAUGCUUUACACUUAGGGGUGUGUAUGGCUCCAAGUAUUAUUUGUCAUCCUUCUGCGAGCAGAGAAGAAAUGGCCUCUGCAGAAAAGCUUGUGGAAUUUGUGAUAAAAAACUGCCGCAAGAUCUUUGGAGGACACGUCACUGCCCUGUUUGGAGAGUCAUCCAGAAUAUAAAAUACUCAAGAAAAACCCUCAGAUACAUCUAGCUUUCCAGAGAGCAAUGCUUCCUCAUGUGAGAGCUUGAAGAAAAAAAGCGACUGUGCUGCUGGCCCACAGUGUGAUGAAUCAAAGAAAAUGGUCCAAUUGAAUUGAAGCAUUGACUCGCUUAUAAUGUCUCUGGACUCUGGCCUUGAUGCCCUUGAAUUCUAAAUGAGCUUCAGAGCCUCCUGUAUGACUUUUAGUUCAGGUGGACCAGCCUCCUAAAGACAAGCUGAUGGAUGUAACAAUGUGCAGAGAUAUUCCACCACAGAAUCCUGCCAAGAUUCUGUCUGGCACUUGUCCACAGCUGCAGCAUGUUAAAAAAAAAAAAUAAUAGAAAAUGCUAUAAGCUGUCCUGUAUAAGCUCCACCUGAUCUACAAGGCUAUUUCUAUCACAUUAACAGCUGUGGCUCACCUGUAGCCCUAGCUACUUGGGAGCUGAUUUCCCAGCAGAAACUUUGUAGGCCAGAUGAAGAGUUCCUAUCUGGAAUGGACUUCAAGAAAUUUCUGACAAUGUAGCAUUCUUUAACCUGCAAACUACAGUUCAUAUUUGAUGGAGGAAUCAAAUCUUCUCCUGACAUGCAAACAAAAAGUGAAGCUGAAUAGCUCCUAUCUUGAGAAAAUGCAUCUAAUUUUCAUGAAGAAAUCAAGACUGAGCAUAAAAAGUUGGAAAAGUUUGAAACUAAGCAUGAAAGUGCACAAAGUCAGGCCAUUCAACACAAUGAGGAGGAGGAAGAGGAUGAUGAGGAAGAGGAGGACGAGGAAGAGGAGGAAGAAGAGGAGAGAAGGAGGAGUCCAAACCAAGAGUGAGAAUGAUAUUGCUAAUGUUUUUAAUCUCAGAUUGAUUAUUCAGUAUGAAUUACUAAAAAAUUAAUAAAUGGUUCACCAAGUUGAUUAUUGGGGAGGAUUAAAAAGUUUAGAUAAAAGAAUGCAACGAAAAAGGUCUGAAUUUUUAGCCAAAAAGUCAUGGCUCUUCCAUCAUGAAAAAGCACCAGUUCACACAGCACUGUCUGUGAGGGAGUUAAGAGCAAGCAACAUCAUUUUCACUCUUGGUUUGGACUCCUCCUUCUCCUUCUCCUCUUCCUCUUCCUCCUCUUCCUCCUCUUCCUCUUCACCCUCCUCUUCCUCCUCCUCCUCUUCCUUCUCCUCCUCCUCUUCUUCCUCCUCUUCCUUCUCCUCCUCUCCCUCUUCCUAUUUCUCCUCUUCCUUUUCCUCUUCCUCUGCCUCUUACUCUUCCUCAUAUUCCUCCUCUUUCUCUUCUUCCUCCACUUCCUUCUCCUUCACUGGGUAAUAGUUUGGACAACAAUAUUAUUUUAUACUAUUGAAAAUCCUAAGAACCUGGAAGUUGUAGUUCUCAUUGCAGAUACCAGUGACUUUAAAGCAGCAAAAGUAAAAUUAGACAAAAAUACAUAUUAUAAUUGUUCUGAAAACCAUGUUUGCAAACAAUCCAGGUUUGGGGUUGUUUUAUUACUGCUUAAAAAAAAUGAAAUACCAAUACAAGUCUGAAACUAAGCAUCAAAGUGCACAACGGAAGUCAGGCAAUCCUCCACAAGAAGAGGAGGAUGCAGAGGAGAAGAAGGAGGAUGACCAAAAGGAGGAGGAGGAGAUGAAAUGAGCAGGAAAGACUGGAAGAAAGAAGAGCAGGUGUGGAAUUGGAGGAGGUAGAUUAGGAGGAGGAAAAAAAGAAAGAAGAGAAGGAAGAAGAGGAGGAAGAGGAGGAGUAGGAGGAGGAAAAGGAGGAGAAGGAGGCGGAAAAAGAUACGGAGGAGGAAGAGGAGGAAGAGAAGAAGGAAGAGGAAGAUGUAGAGAAGGAGGAGGAGGAAGAGGAGGAGGAGAAAGAGGAGGAGGAGGCGGCAGAGGAGGAGGAGGAUGAAGAAGAGGAGGAUAAAGAAGAGGAGGAAGAAGAGGAGGAGGAAGAGGAGAAGGAGAAGGAGGAGUCCAAACCAAGAGUGAAAAUGAUGUUGCUUGCUCUUAACUCCCUCACAGACAGUGCUGUGUGAACUGGUGCUUUUUCAUGAUGGAAGAGCCAUGACUUUUUGGCUAAAAAUUCAGACCUUUUUCAUUGCAUUCUUUUAUCUAAACUUUUUAAUCCUCCCCAAUAAUCAACUUGGUGAACCAUUUAUUAAUUUUUUAGUAAUUCAUACUGAAUAAUCAAUCUGAGAUUAAAAACAUUAGCAAUAUCAUUUUCACUCUUGGUUUGUUCUCCUCCUUCUCCUCCUCUUCCUUCUCCUCCUCCUCUUCUUCCUCCUCUUCCUUCUCCUCCUCUCCCUCUUCCUAUUCCUCCUCUUCCUUUUCCUCUUCCUCCACCUCUUGCUCUUCCUCAUCUUCCUCCUUUUUCUCUUCUUCCUCCUCUUCCUGCUCAUUCACUGGGUAAAAGUUUGGAAAACAAUAUUAUUUUAUACUAUUGAAAAUCCUAAGAACCUGGAAGUUGUAGUUCUCAUGGCAGAUACCAAUGACUUUAAAGCAGCAAAAGAAAAAUUAGACAAAAAUACAUAUGAUAAUUGUUCUGAAAAAUACGUUUGCAAACAAUCCAGGAUUGGGGUUGUUUUAUCACUGCUGAAAAAUAAAAUGAAAUACCAAUACAAGCCUGAAAAUAAGCAUCGAAGUGCACAAUGGAAGUCAGGCAAUUCUCCACAAGAAGAGGAGGAUGCAGAGGAGAACAAGGAGGAUGACCAUAAGGAGGAGGAGGAGCUGAAAUGAGCAGAAAAGAGUGGAAGAAAGAAGAGCAGGAGUGGAAUUGGAGGAGGUAGAUUAGGAGGAGGAAGAAGAGAAAGAAGAGAAGGAACAAGAGGAGGAGGAAGAGGAGGAGAAGGAAGAGGAGGAGGAGAAAGAGGAGAGGACGAAGAGGAGGUGGAGGAAAAAGAUGAGGAGGAGGAAGAAGAGGAGGAGGAAGAGUAGGAUGAAGAGGAAGAGGAGGAAGAGGAGGACGAGGAAGAGGAGGAGGAAGAGGAGAAAGAGAAGGAGGAGUCCAAACCAAGAGUGAAAAUGAUGUUGCUAAAGUUUUUGAUCUCAGAGUAAUUAUUCAGUAUGAAUUUGUUAAAAAAAUAAACAAAUGGUUUACCAAGUUGAGUUUGGGAAGUAUUAAAAAGGCUAGAUAAAAAAAUUCAACAGAAAAGGUCUGAAUUUGUAGCCAAAAAGUCAUAGCUCUUCCAUGAUGACAAGGCACCAGAUCACAUAGCACUGUCUGUGAGGGAGUUAAUAGUGAGCAACAUCAUUUUCACUCUUGGUUUGGCCUCCACCUCCUCCUCCUCCACCUCCUCCUCCUCCUCCUCCUGCUCCUCCUGCUCCUCCUCCUCUUCCUCUUCUUCCCCUCUUCCUCCUGAUCUUCAUCAUCCUCCCUACUUGUCUCAUCUGUCCAUUAUGACAUUCCUUUCUGUGAAGGUAAUGAAAACUUUGAAAGGAAAACAUUUUGAUGAUAUUCAGGACAUCAACAGUAAUAUGAGAUUAACUCUAAUGGCCAUUCCAGCAAAAGAUACUAGACAUCACCAAAGGACUAAUAACCAGAAUAUAUAGGCAAGUCAAGAAAAUCAAUAACAUUAAAUAAUUUUAUUAACUGAGCAAGAGAGAAGAAUAGAAACUUGUCUCACUAAAACAGAUUAAUGGAAAAACUAAUUGUGAAUACAUGCUCUUUGUCAUUAAUUAUCAGAGAAAUAGAAGUCAAAACCAUUAAGAUUUCAGAUUACACCUGUCCGCAGUGAGAAUACCCCAAUCGUAAGGUCUCAAAGCAGCAGAUGCUGGCAUGGGUGCAGAAAGAAAGCAAUACUCAUGCACUCGAGAUGGAACUGCAACUACUAUGGCCCAUAUGGAAAGUAGUAUGAAGAGGCCUAAAAGAGCUAAGUAUGGGCCUACUAUUUUAUAUGAAUCCCAUUACUAGAAAUUUUCCCAAGAUAAUAAAGGCACAUUUUAUUAAGAUACCAGCCUUUGAAUUUUUAUAGCAGCACAAUACACAAUCAUGAAGAUGUGGAAAUAACCCAAGUGACCUUCAACACAUGGAGUCAUAAAUUCUGGAAUAUUUAUAUGUAUCAUGGAAUGCUAUUCUACACUAACAAAAGGUGGAUAUUUUGUAUCUUUUGCAACACAUGGAUGUAAUUGGAAGCCAGUCUCCUCAGUGAAGAGUCACAAGAAUCAACAACAAACAUCACAUGGACUUAGUCCUAAAGUGGCACCAUUAGAUUAAUACAUGCUCCUAUGAGAGAAAAACUCGAUGGGAUUCAAGGAAGAAGUCUGGUAAAUUCUCACUCAACAUGUGCAUUGCACCCCUGUUUGAAGGACACAUUUGCAACUCAGACUUUAACCUUACUUAUGCGAACCAUGUAACUUAAUUAACUGUGCUCCCAUAUUAAUCUGAACUUAAAAAAAACAUAGUUAAUCAGAAAAUUAAGAGUACGACUAUGUCUGUUGAUGAAUAAAACAAUGUGAAAUGUUCAGUGUAAGUGAGUGGCCAUCUCUACACCAUUUCUCAAUCACAAGCCUUCCCAACUUCAUUCUAGGAAGCAGUCCAUUCAUGCAGCCACAGGACAGAAAAUCCUGAUUCAAGAACUUUGGGUAACUUCAAAGACGUCACGAAUAAAAGAUGCGAUGGAAAAGAAAAUGGUUGCUCUUGAUAUCCUACUUCUCAGGAUUAGUAGCAUCUGUCUUGCCUACUUAUUAAAUGUGUUAGUUUGUGUUUAAAACACAAAUAUGCUCAAAGAGAAUAUAUCCAAAAUAA